AUGAGCGGCGUCGCAGAGACACGGCCUUUAUUAUCCUCAGAGGACUCAAACAUUUCAGACCCCCCUGAUGUGGAACUACUGAUCGGCCAGGAUUCAUGUCCUAAAAGCCACGCAACGCGCGUGAUCGUUAUAAUUGCAAUAUGUACUAUUAUUGCCGACCUAGCUGGAUAUGGAUCGAUCGCGCCACAAUUACAAAUAUUUGAACAGACCAUCUGCAGAGAGUAUUAUGCAUCCAUUGGCGUCUCAAUAAAUACCCUAGACCAGGAUCAGUGCAAAAUUGAGCCAGUUCAAAGCGAACUGGCUUUGAUCAACGGCUGGUUCGACACCUUCCAGACUGUUCCCGGCCUUUUUUUAGCUGUGCCGUUUGGCGCUGUAGCGGAUCGGAUUGGCCGGAAACCCGUUAUGCUUGCGGGAAUGGCUGGCUGUCUACUAGGAGAGGGUUGGAUUCGAGUUGUUGCCUGGUUUGCACCACGUAUUCCACUGAGAGCAGUAUGGUUUGCAGCCUUUUCGCAACUCAUGGGGGGUGGAGCGCAGACGGCGGCAUUGAUAAUGUGGGUGAUGGUUGCAGAUACAUGCUCCAAGGAGAGAAGAACUCUAGCUUUCUCACAGUUAGCUGGCGCUGUUUUGAUAUCGGAGAUUGUCGCCACUCCUGCAAGUGCUGCACUGAUCCCUAUAAGCCCAUGGCUACCCUAUCUUAUGAGCUAUGGCUUGUAUAUUAUCGGCUUUUUGUUCGCAAGCUGUGUUCCGGAAACACUCGGAAAUGUAAAGAUAGCGUCACCUUCACAAGAUGGAAAUGAAGUGCGCGGGAAACACAUGUUCUCUACCAUUCGAAAGGAAUUUCGCACUGUCCAGAAGUCACUGACCUUGAUUCGAGAGAAUAUAAACGUUACGCUGAUACUGAUCUGCUUCUUCACUUCAUCUCUCGGCAAGCAAGCCAUUCCACUCAUAUUGCAAUACGGGCCAAAGAAGUUCCACUGGACGAUUGCUCAUACUUCAUAUUUCCUAUCACUGCGCGGGGCAGUCAAUUUCAUUCUUCUUCUUAUCAUCCUUCCGGCAAUAUCAGAGUUCCUUCAAUCAAAGCGGUAUUACCCAGCACUUAGGGAUAAGCGACUGACUCAGGUCAGUACCGCGCUUCAUAUAGCAGGCUCGAUUAUCAUAUUCUUCGCCGCGUCAUCUGUCACCUUUGUGGUCGGACUAAUGAUUUUCGCUCUUGGGGGAUCUUCCCAUAUCACCGCAAGAAGUUUGGUUACCUCAUUGGUAGACCCCAAUCUUUUGGGCACGGCUUACGCCUGUAUCGCAACUGUGACGUCUGCUGGAAUGAUUUUUGCCGGGCCCUUGCUAGCUUAUACCUUCAAAUGGGGGAUGAUCUUGGGGGGCAAUUGGAUCGGAAUGCCUUUUCUCACUGCCACGGGACUUUACGUACUUGGACUACUCGCAGUCACUAUGACGAGGAUUACGAAUUCUAGCGACUAG
Messenger RNA from Penicillium odoratum, 1473 nucleotides. Its product is annotated as MFS transporter. Gene Ontology annotation, biological process: transmembrane transport. The coding region runs from base 1 to 1473 and encodes 490 amino acids. The record is from RefSeq and is a predicted model, not a curated record. The transcript is spliced from 4 exons. Gene Ontology annotation, cellular component: membrane. Gene Ontology annotation, molecular function: transmembrane transporter activity. NCBI's taxonomy places the organism in Eukaryota, Fungi, Ascomycota, Eurotiomycetes, Eurotiales, Aspergillaceae.